This is a messenger RNA of Mya arenaria, 2249 nucleotides long. RefSeq names its product ATP-sensitive inward rectifier potassium channel 12-like. The transcript has a single exon. Gene Ontology annotation, molecular function: inward rectifier potassium channel activity. The record is from RefSeq and is a predicted model, not a curated record. Gene Ontology annotation, cellular component: plasma membrane. Gene Ontology annotation, biological process: potassium ion import across plasma membrane; regulation of monoatomic ion transmembrane transport. NCBI's taxonomy places the organism in Eukaryota, Metazoa, Mollusca, Bivalvia, Myida, Myidae. Bases 334 to 1455 code for a protein of 373 amino acids.
CUUAAAUGAUGUCAAACGUUAAACAGCGUUCAUAAAACGUAGAUAAAACGUGCCGUAAAAUAUACUUUAACUAGGAAUUUACUAAAUUUGAUUUUGAAUGUAAUGUAAUAAAUUAUAUAUAGAAUAGAGGCAAUUAAGUUUAUAAACAAAAACACUUCAAUACAUGUAGUUGUGUAUGAUGGAUUGUAACCUCUUCUGCAGAUACAUUGUUCUCAGUAUAGCGAGACUUACUUGCUAAAAUGACAAAUGACGAAUACCGCCGAGUGACAGGAUAAUAAAUAUUACGUUGAAUACGGCCACCACGGACGUAUAAAAGCCGGACAAAAGGUCACAAUGGAGGACGUAGAAAUGAAAGUUCGGACAAGAAAGAAGUCUGUGCGUGACUUUUUUACUGUUUUCGAUGGUUCUCAUCCGUCGGAGUACAGAAUUGUAAAGAAAAAUGGAGAUACAACCAUCAAGACAUUGAAUCACCCAAGCUCGAAAAAAAUAUUUUAUCCGAACGUUUUUCUCUCCAUAGUGCAGCUGGAUUUCGUUUGGAUUUGUGCAAUCUUUUUGUCGUGUUUCCUUCUAAGUUGGCUGGUGUUUGCAUUAUUUUAUUUCCUCGUGGCAGAAGCCCACGGUGACAUGCUUAAAGAUGAACUCCACGUGGAAAUGCCGCCAUGUGUUUAUGACGUCAGCGAUUUCAUCGAGAUGUUUAUGUUUUCAAUGGAAACCCAGACGACGAUUGGUUACGGCACUCGAUACGUCACUGAGGAAUGCCCACUCGCGAUAACCCUCGUAGUGAUACAGUCAAUUCUUGGAAGUUUCUUGCUUUCUGUUUUAACAGGAGUGGUUCUUUUUAAGUUUCAAGAACCAAAGAAAAGAAAACAUACGGUAUUGAUCAGCAAAGUCGCUUGUGUGUUUGAAAAUGACGGAAAUUAUUACAUCGAGGUUCAAAUAUUAAAUAUGCAGAGAUCACAAGUCAUAGGUCCUCAAGUCAGUGCGUUCUGCGUUAUGAACCUGCCGGAUGGAUCGGGAAAAUGCAGACUUGACAUGGAGUUGGACGCGUGCCAUGUAAAAUCUAGGUUGUUCUUUAGACCAAGGAUAUACAGACAUCGAAUUGACAAUAAAAGUCCAUUUUGGGAGUUUGAUAGGCGAGAUUUCGAAAAGGGGGACUACGAAAUUAUCGUCGUCAUGGAUGGACAGGAUGAAAUAACGGACAGCUACGUGCAAGUUAGAACGUCAUUCUUAUCGUCGGAAAUUAAUUGGGGACGCCAGUUUAAACAAAUGACCCCGACACGUGUUGGGAACAUGUUCAAACUGAACUUCAAUGAUUUCACACGUACCAUGCGCUCUCGGACAAUGUCCGACGACAGCGCGUCGGUGGCGUCCCGGUCCAGGCGGACGUCCCUAGCAUCCGGGUCCAUCACAGAGGAAGACAUGGAGAGUAUAGAGAUGUCAUACUUUGGCACGUGAUCAAGAAAUAAACCACGUGACUUAUGAUUUUUUUAUUCGUAUUAAUUCAACUUUGGGCCGAUUGUUCAGAACUCUGUUAAAGUUAACAAUGCGGUUAACGACAUCGUUGUAAAACAUUUUAAGGUGAACUUUUCGUGGUUUGCCCCUUUAAUUCAAUAAAACUAGUGAAGCUGAAACAUUGAUCCAAAAACUGAAGAGCAUAAGUGUGUACUAGUCUAAAAUAAUAGACGUGUUAUACGGGAUUCUUCCAAUCCCUAACGUCUAAACGGGAAUGUGCAAAAAACGGGGGUGUUUUAAAAAUAUUGAAAUUGUUUUAAGUGAAGUAUUUUAUGGUUGAAAUUGAUCAUAAAGAGUUAUAUUCAUAUUUUACCAUGUAAGUGACAUGUUAUUUUGCACUAAACAAGCAUUUAAUGCCUUAAAACAAGUUGUUUACCUUUCCAAUAAAACGAAAGUUGACUGACACAGACAGCAAUUAUGCGAAGGGGAACAACUCGAUACAAUCGUAAUAACUCGGCUUCCUCCGACAAAGCUUCAAGAGAGACCUCGUUUAUACAAUCGUAACAACUCGGCCAUUGCCGAAAUGUUCCGAGCGAUUUAAAACUGUGCCCUGAAGCCUUGCAGGUGCCCUUCAUGUAUAUAUCGUUAUGAUUUGACAGAAUGAAAUGAAGAAAAGCCGUCAAACUCAUAAUUAUAAGUUUGAUAUUUAUUUUUGUGUACGGAACUAAUAUAAAAUAACAUUAUCUGGUAAUAUUUCUUGUUUUUAUUAUUUUUUAUAGACGCUAUAUGUUUUAACC